Dicrocoelium dendriticum is the source of this 1160-nucleotide messenger RNA. NCBI's taxonomy places the organism in Eukaryota, Metazoa, Platyhelminthes, Trematoda, Plagiorchiida, Dicrocoeliidae. The record is from the annotation of a GenBank genome assembly.
GUGUUUCUUUCACCUUUCAUUACAUAAUCUUCCGGUCAGCUGAUAAUAUUACCAGCUGCAUCGACUAUUCUUUCAAACGCUUCAUACAUCGAUCAAUUUUCCUAUUUGAAUAGCCGGCUGACUCUAGACUGCCUCGUGUAUAACAUCUGGGAGUUCCAAAUACACAUUUAUGGGAAUACACGUGUUCAAUCCCUUUUGGCAUCCGAGAAUGACGGGUUAUUAAACCAGGAACUCCGCAACCAAAAGGCGUUACCAAAAUCCAACAAGUGGGAACCUCGACAAGUGGUUGACCCGACGUGAGUUCGGAUAUUUCGACUCAGCAAACAUCAUCCGGUGAGUCGUAUCCAAUUUCGUCAUACUUCCAUCAUUUCAUGUAUGCUAAUAUGACUGACCAGCAACCAGGGGAAAUUAACACCGUAUCUACUAGUUGUUUACCAACAUUUUGGAUACAGUAUCCCCAGUUAUGGUUUAUGCAGGUCGAGACAUUUUUUGAAAUCAAUCGCAUACCUAAGGAUGCGUUAAAGGUUCAUCACGUUAUUUCCCGACUCCCACCUGAGAUGUUGCUUCUGGCGCAGGAUAUCAUAAAAACGAGCAGUACAUACCAACAGUUAAGAGACUUGGCUAUCCGUGAGCUUAGCCUUAGUGAGCGUAAAAGAGUGCAGCGUCUACUUAAUGAAGAGCAAUUAGGCGAUCGCACUCCUACGCAACUAUUACGAGCCAUGCAAGCUUUGGUAGGUGAAAACCCUCCAGAAAAUUCCAUUUUUAAGCAGCUAUUUAUGCAACGGCUCCCUGUACAUGUACAACAGAUUCUGGCUAACGCCCACCAGGAUACCGAACUAAAAGAUUUAGCCCUUAUGGCUGAUAAGAUAAUGGAGAUACAAACGCCAACGAUCUCAAACUUAUCACCUCGUACACCUGACGACGAACUCGUUAAAGCCGUACGCUCCUUGCAACAACAACUGGCUUCCAUUACCAUCACCAGACGAAGGAGCAACUCCCGAUCUAAUCAACGGCGUACUCGGAGUGUUAGUCGUCUCCGUGGCAUAUGCUGGUACCACCGUAGGUUCCGCAACAAAGCAAAAAAGUGCGUGAAACCGUGUCGGUUUUCCGAUUCGGGAAACGACCACGCCAGCACGUAAUGGCGACGACGCAAGCUGGCA